AUGAUCUGUUUAUCUUCUAUCAGGUGUUCUUUGGAGGAUUGGAUAGUGAAAGUGCUUUCCGACAUUGAUCUGUCAAGAAGUGCUCCUGUAGCAUUUUUUCUUGAAUUGGAAGAAGCUGCAAGGUCGUCAUUCUGUGAGUCUAGUCAUCAGGAGUCAGAUGUAAAUUUGGCUGGCAAUAGUAACAUUCCAUCAUAUCCAAUUUCUAGCCACUCAACUGUCUCUUCUAUUACGGGCACAUCUGCCAUAAUAUCGAGUUGUGGCGAUGAUUAUGCUUAUGAAACAUCUCAGAUUGGGACACCUAAGCAUUGGAAGGAUAAUUACUCGGAACUUGGCAUGGAAAAAGCAACACCUGACCAUGAUUUAGCUAGUCCAGCAGAAGCAACCAUAAAAGAAGGCUUGUCUGGAAAUGAUGAUGCUAAGCUCUCAAAGGAAUUCAUGCAAGGGAACCAAGAAAAAGAUUCGCAUAGCGAAUUGUUUCAUGGUAGAGUUAAAAGUGGUAUAGACAGGAGCGAGAUGUACAGAGAUACUUCAAAAGCAAUAUCUCUUCAUGAGUGCGGAAUGGAACUCUCCUCAGGAUCUGAAAAUCCCAUAAUAGUUAACCAUUGUUUGUCAAGAGAAAGCCCUGAGAAUGACAAAGGUUCGCCCACACCAGGUGAAACUCUAAAUUUGUGGGAGGCACAACAAAUUUGCAGUACUUCAUCUGACCUCUCUCGAAGUGCUGAAGCUUUCAGAACCAUGGAUAUGCUUGUCAGCUCAGCUUUACAGUUUUCACACGAGACUUUACUUGUUCUUCCAACAGAUGAACAACAGAAAAUGAACAGGCUUCUCACUACUAUGCAACAACGGGUAGCCACAUCAAAGGCAGAUAUGGAAGAUCUUAUAACAAGAUUAAAUCAAGAGCUUACUGUACGACAAUAUCUCACAACAAAGGUCAAAGAUCUUGAAAUUGAACUGAGAUCUACAAAGCAGAGUGGCAAAGAAAAUCUGGAGCAGGCUAUUCUAAUUGAAAGGGAAAGAUUUACUAAAAUGCAGUGGGAUACGGAGGAACUCAGAAGAAAGUGUUUGGAGAUAGAGUUGAAGUUGAAAGCUGAGCAGGACGAAAAAACUCAUCUUGAAUCAACAAGAACUUCAAUCAUUCAAGAGAAUGAAGCAUUGCGGCAAGAGUUAGAUAUUACCAAAGAGAAGCUUGAUAGCUUGCUGAAGCAUCAUGAAGAGUCCGACUUGAAAUCAAAAGCAGAUGUUAAACUUCUUGUCAGGGAGGUUAAAUCACUUCGAAGUUUUCACUUGGAAUUGAAGCAGGAGGUUGGCAGAUUGGCCAAAGAGAAAACUGAAUUUGAGAGGACACUACAGGAGGAAAGGCAAAAAUGGGAAUAUACAGAUACUGCCAAUGCAAAAUUGCUGUGUGAAUGUGACAUCCUUCGCAGUCGGCUUGAAGAAUGCAAUCCGAAUUUUCUCGCUGAGGAGGAAAAUAAACUGAAAAUGGAUACUUCGUGUAAAUCUGAGGCUGCCAAUCUGUUGGCUACAUCAGAUAAUCGUAUUGGUCUUCUUCUUGCAGAGGCACAGCUUCUUGCACAAGAUAAUUCUGGCACCAUCGCAAGUCCAGAUGGUGGCAAUAAGAGGACAAGAGAUGCUGAAUUGAGGAAGAUGUUGACAGACGUUUUAGUUGACAAUGCGAAAUUGAGGAAACAGGUUAACGCUAUAACUCUUGGCACUCUCAAGACGACAGACGGGCCUCCAGACAGCUCUGAAGCCCCUUCAAGAAAAACUGUUCUUGGCAAGUUCUUGUAA
Messenger RNA from Fraxinus pennsylvanica, 1788 nucleotides. NCBI's taxonomy places the organism in Eukaryota, Viridiplantae, Streptophyta, Magnoliopsida, Lamiales, Oleaceae. The record is from the annotation of a GenBank genome assembly.